Molecule: messenger RNA, 2498 nt
Organism: Sinocyclocheilus anshuiensis
Lineage: Eukaryota; Metazoa; Chordata; Actinopteri; Cypriniformes; Cyprinidae
Product: LIM domain-containing protein 1-like
Exons: 9
Coding region: 647-2344 (565 amino acids)
Biological process (GO): response to hypoxia; cytoskeleton organization; negative regulation of hippo signaling
Cellular component (GO): P-body; adherens junction; nucleus
Molecular function (GO): transcription corepressor activity
Source: RefSeq, a predicted model, not a curated record
CCCAAAAGACUGAUCUUGGUUAUUUAGCUUAUAGGGAUCCGUGUGAAUAACCUGCACGCGGACACUGUUUUCCUCUAGGCGCGCUCGUGAACUGCACAGCUGGUCUCGCGCUCUCGCGCUUCUUCAUUCACAGCGGGACUCGGCGGAACUCGCUCAGUUUCUCUCAGUGAGCAGAAGAGUUCACUAAAGGAGCCGUUUAAACUCGCUGUCGUCCACUCUGGAGUAGACUUCGUUAGAUGUUAGAGUUUAGGUCGAGUUUCAGUCGAUUUAAACGGAGAGCUGCCUCCGAAAGUUACAAGAGCAGUUCUGCGGGUGUAGCCUACGUUUCUUUUCACUCAGCUGUUAGUUCGUUUCAUAGUAGAUUUUCCUUCUUUUUGUCGCUGUCUACAGUUAGUUUUAUUUACAGGUUGAGAAAAUGCCGAGAGGUUUUUCGUCGAAAUAGCUUUCCCGUCACGCGUGGUAAACUUAUUUUCGCGGGUCGGCUAUUUUAGUGGAUUUAAUCUGUGUCGUGUGAUGUUUGCUGUGUGGAAACCUAAACUCUUGACUUGGCUUUUGCAGUUUUUACUGAUCUUACUGGUGGCUUUUCACAGGUGAAUAAGUUUGUCCAGCUAUUCCCCAUCAAUUUCCCAUCUUCAAUGUUGCAAACAUGGAUAAAUACGACGAUUUGGGACUUGAGGCGAGUAAAUUCAUCGAGGACUUGAACAUGUAUGAAGCAUCGAAGGACGGGUUAUUUCGCGUGAAGAGAGAUGCGGGAAACAACCCGGAUUUUGAAGAAACCAGAAAAGUUUUUGCCUCAAAGAUGACCAAAAUACACAUACAGAAGCAGCAAGAGGAGAUGGCAAGAAACAGUUUGGCAGCAAGGAUCAAUGGAAGUAAUUCAAAAGUGUCAGAUAACACAUUUUACACCAAAGACAGACCACCCAUCAAUAGUUAUAGACAGGGUGGUGAAGCAGCAGCCAAACCACCCAUCAUGUCUGGACCAAUGGUUGGCACUGCCAGUGUGACUCCAUACAUAUCUUAUGACGGACAAAAGCAUCAUUCGGCCAGCUUACCUGAUGGAUCCAGCAACAGGGCUUAUGACGUUAAGGAGACUGGUAAUGCUGUUAACCCAAUACCAGUGCCAGCCCGAUCAGCACCCUCUACCAGCCCCCCUGGCACAUGGGCAUCAAGAAGCGGUUACCCGUCUCAGGCGCCAUCGUAUCCUUUCUCAAACAGUUCCUCCUCUUCUAGCUCACCUGGAGCGGGUCAGAAUUAUUCUCCAGUGUCUCAGGGAUUCCCUCAAACAGGGAAGUCUCCCUCUCAGUCGCCCACAGGAACGUACAGGGAAGUAUAUCACCAGCCUCAACAAGUUAGCCCUGGGCCGCACUGCCAACCAAACUCUGCCCAGUGGCCUGCCAGUGGACUGACAUAUCAAAACGGGGGAGCUCAUAAUAUUGGCACCCCCUCCCCUACCCAGGUGACCCAACCUCGAGGGAAGCAAGGUGAGCCAUCCCAACCCAAGAGCUCUGCACCCGGUAACCCGACAGUGCCCGCUUUUACCCCUGUUGAGUCGCCCCAUGAUGAGUCUUCAAGCCAUUCUCGGGCGCUCAAGCUGCCAUGCCAGACCCUGCAUGUACAGACAGAUCAGGGGCCAUCUGCAGCUGAAAUAAAAUUAGAAGCUCUAACUGAACGCCUGGAAAAGGAGAUGGACGACCAGCCAAAGGCUGAGUACUUUGGCAGCUGUGUGAAGUGCAACAAGGCUGUGUAUGGAGCGAGUCAGGCGUGUCAGGCCAUGGGCAGCCUGUACCAUGACAGCUGCUUCACCUGCAGCGCUUGCAGCCGAAAGCUCCGAGGGAAGGCCUUUUACUACGUCUGUGGGAACGUCUUUUGUGAAGAGGACUUCCUGUACUCUGGUUUCCAGCAGUCUGCCGACAAAUGCAACGUAUGUGGACAUUUAAUCAUGGACAUGAUCCUGCAGGCACUGGGAAAGUCUUACCACCCAGGCUGCUUCCGCUGCGCCAUCUGUAAUGAGAGUCUGGAUGGAGUGCCUUUCACUGUGGACACAGAGAACAAGAUCUACUGCGUGAAGGACUAUCACAGAGUUCUUGCCCCUAAAUGUGCUGCAUGUAAUCAGCCGAUCCUGCCCUCUGAGGGAUCAGAUGAAACCAUUCGAGUGGUUUCCAUGGACAAGGACUACCACGUGCAGUGUUAUCACUGUGAGGACUGUCAUAUGGAGCUGAAUGACGAGGAGGGUCACCGCUGCUAUCCUCUGGACGGACGCCUGCUCUGUCACACGUGUCACCUCAAACACAUCGACCCUGCCGCCCCGCCGUCUACAACAAACAGCUACCACAGUCAGUUUUAAACAUCUGCCUCCCCCUAGUGGGUGUUCAGAGACAUCACUGUUUGCCAAAGAUGCUCAGAUAUUGCAUUGCCAAAAGUCACAGCUGAGAUUGAGAUUAUAAACUGUGUGAGACACAUUAUUAUAUAUUGUAUUUUGUCUGAAUUAUUUACCGUAC